Messenger RNA from Ipomoea nil (Japanese morning glory), 3747 nucleotides. RefSeq lists its product as uncharacterized. Bases 1 to 3747 code for a protein of 1248 amino acids. Gene Ontology annotation, biological process: DNA integration. The transcript is spliced from 5 exons. Lineage: Eukaryota; Viridiplantae; Streptophyta; Magnoliopsida; Solanales; Convolvulaceae. Gene Ontology annotation, molecular function: nucleic acid binding. The record is from RefSeq and is a predicted model, not a curated record.
AUGACGACUACUCUCGCCACCACCGCCAUGCCCAAGUUUACUCGUCUCGAAUUUCCUCGCUAUGAUGGCAAAGACGAUCCUAUUGGCUGGAUGCAUCAUUGCGAACAGUUUUUCAAGGCCCAAAACACGCCGCCCCAAGAGUUUGUGAGCACAACCGCGUUCCACCUGACGGGCGUCGCUCAGAUGUGGCAUUUUCGGCUGGAGCUCGAAGAGCCCGACAUGACGUGGCAGCAGUUCAAGCAGCGCUGUUUCAUGCGUUUCGGGCCCGGUUUGCGCAUCAACGUUCUUGGUUCAUUGGCCAAACUCAAUCAGGACGGGAAGCCGGUUGAAGAGUACAACAAUGAAUUUCAGUCGAUGCUCAUGCGCUCCACUACAGUUCGCUGCGAUCAUGAAGUGGAUUUGUACACUUCCGGCCUCGACGAGUGGUUACGCAUCGACGUUGAGAAUCACCGACCGGCGAACCUUGAUAUCGCCAUGAAUUUGGCGAGAACCAACUGCCGGCGUCAGGCGUGUGCUCCGCGCGAAACGCCAGGAGUUUCCCGCCGCCAUUCUAACACUACCCACAUUUCCUUUGCAGGUGGAUCGACGAGACCAGUGCAAUCCUCAUUUAUCGCCAAUUCACGACCAAGCGUCGCGGCUUCAUCUCCAGCGUCUAUCGCUAUUAGCUCGACAGGCAGUCGCGCCGCAUCAUCGUCGGCCAGCACACAACCGGGACCAAACGGGACGGCUGGCAUGACCCCUCCUCCUGAACGACGACUUUCACGGGCUGAGUAUAUUCAGAGAUGUUCUCGAGGUCUUUGCUACAAUUGCGACGAGCUAUGGUCUCCAGAACAUCGCUGCAAACAGCUAUUCUUUUUGGUUUUAGAUGAUACCAUUGAGGAUAUGGAUUCGACCUUUACUUCCGACCUGGGUACUGACAACCCAGAAAUUUCUUUACACGCGAUUACAUGCACUAACAAUGGCCAAACUAUGCAGGUGCAAAUGUUUCUCGCGGAUGUUCCAGUCACUGCUUUGAUCGACUCGGGCAGUACCCAUAGCUUCGUGAAUGAGCGUACCGCGACACGACUUGGCCUGCGCAUCGCGGAAUGUGUGGGACUCCAGGUCGCCGUAGCGAACGGAGAACUGAUUCUGGGCUCCGGCAUGUGCGAAAAGGCCCACAUUACUAAAGAUGGCCAGAAUUUUUCCAUUCGUUUAUAUUUGAUCCCAUUAGCAGGUUUUGAGUUAGUACUGGGUGUCAAUUGGCUACGUACCCUGGGCGCGAUUCUAUGGGAUUUUACUGCGCUCACCAUGACUUUCACCGUGCUUGGACGUUCUAUCACUUGGCAUGGUAAACGCGUCCGGCCUCAUCGUGCCUUACGGGCACUCACUACCGGCUCUCCCAACGCAUCUGCUCUUGCACACGUUCUCAUGGAUUUUUCUGACUUAUUUCAGGAACCCACGUCUCUUCCACCGGCUCGUUCUUGCGAUCACCAUAUCACCCUUGCUAAUGGAGUGGAUCCGGUGGCUGUCCGCCCAUACCGUUACCCGCAGGCUCAAAAAGUUGAAAUUGAGAAGCAAUGUCGUUCCAUGCUUGCGCUUGGCCUUAUCCGACCGAGUCGUUCCCCUACUCCUCACCUGGAACUAAACGCCAAAACCGUAAAAGACAAGUUUCCUAUUCCGGUCAUCGACGAACUUCUAGACGAGCUGCAUGGCUCGCGUUUCUUCACCAAACUUGACCUGCGCUCCGGAUACCAUCAAAUUCGGAUGCACCCCGAUGACGUCGAGGAAACAGCAUUUAGAACGCACCACGGCCACUUUGAGUUCUUAGUGAUGCCGUUCGGCUUAUGCAACGCGCCGUCUACAUUCCAGGCAUUAAAGAACGAGGUUUUUGGUUCUUUACUCCGUCAUAUUAUUGAUGCUAAUGGAGUUUCUAUGGAUUCAGCUAAAAUUAAAGAUGUUCUGGAUUGGCCUACGCCACAGUCCACCCGCGCUUUGCGUGGAUUUUUAGGUUUAGCAGGUUUUUACAGAAAAUUUAUUAAGGAUUUUGGCUUGUUAGCAGCACCCCUGACAACAUUGUUGAAGUCUCACUCGUUUAAUUGGAAUACGGUAGCGGAUGGCGCCUUUGCUAAGCUCAAAUCCGCCGUAACAUCAGCCCCAAUGCUGCAACUUCUGGACUUUAAUGCUUUAUUUAUUAUCGAGUGCGACACGCCGGGGGUGGGUAUUGGAGUGGUUCUGCACCAAAAUAAUCACCCUAUUGCAUUUUUUAGCCGCAAGCUUGCUCAUCGACAUCAUCAACUUGCUGCCUACGAACGAGAAUUAAUUGGUCUCGCUCAGGCAGUGUGUCAUUGGCGGCACUACUUAUGGGGUCGUAAGUUUUUAAUUCGCACGGACCAUUACAGCCGCAAGAUUCUUUUGCAACAACAGCUCACGACAUCUCCACAACACCAUUGGAUUAGCAAGUUGAUGGGAUACGACUUUGAGGUCGAAUUUCGCGCCGGCCGGUUGAAAACAGUCGCCGACGCAUUAUCCCUCCGUGACGAGGACUCGCCCAUUUUAUUUGCAUUAUCCAGUCCUCGGUCUUCAUUAUUGGACUCCAUUUCUCGUGAAUUGCACAAUUCCCCGGAGGGCAGGUCCAUAAUUAGUCGGUUGGAGGUCGACACCACUGAUACCCGCUGGUCUUUCCGUGACGGCGUUCUCAGCAAGUGGGAAAACUUAUGUCCGGCAGGCCUUUUGCAGCCAUUGCCGAUUCCCUCUCUGGUUUGGAGCGAUAUUUCGCUCGACUUUGUGGAGGGAUUACAGAAAGUACAGGGGAAAACGGCCUUAUUGGUCGUAGUCGACAGAUUAUCAAAAUAUGCUCAUUUCCUCCCGAUUUCGCAUCCAUUCACGGCUAUUACGGUCGCCAAUAUUUUCUUUGCCAACAUCGUCAAGUUGCACGGUGUCCCGGAAACCAUGGUGAGUGAUCGAGACAAUACUUUUACUUGCGCGUUUUGGAACGAAUUAUUCCGGCUCAAUGGUUCCACGUUGGCCUUCUCGACCGCGUACCACCCGCAAUCCGAUGGCCAGACGGAGGUAACCAAUCGGACGAUAGAGAUGUAUUUGCGUUGCUUCGUGGGUGACAAACCUCGUCAAUGGGUUGAGUGGUUUCCAUGGGCAGAGUAUUGUUACAACACUUCGUAUCACACGUCCAUCAGGACGACUCUGUUUCAUGUGGUAUACGGUAGGGAACCCCCUAAACUUUUGUCCAAUGAACCAGGCGUUUCUAAACCCGACACCGUGGAUGUUCACUUACAGAAGCGGGAUGCAGUUCUGACCGAAGUUCGUGACCGUCUACAAAUGGCGCAGGCUCGUAUGCGAGCCUCCUACAAUCGCACCCAUCGGGAGGUCAACUUCGAGUUGAUUGGUAAGGUGGCCUAUCAGCUGGAGCUUCCCCCGGACUCUCACAUCCAUGAUGUUUUUCAUGUAUCCCUACUCAAAGCCUUUGUCGGGGAGCCCCCACAGGAUGUUCCAGUACUUCCCCCGGUGAAGGAUGGUAAAGUAUUGCUGCAGCCCGCGGACAUUAUUCGCUCUCGCUUGAAUCGUGGGGUGCUUGAAGUUCUAGUUCAAUGGGAGGGUGCUUCUCCGGAAGAUUCUUCUUGGGAAUCUGUUGCCCAUUUUCAUGAAUUAUUUCCGAGCUACAAGCUUGAGGACAAGCUUGAUUUGCAGAGAGGGGGUAUUGAUACUUUCGUUGGUAGGACUUACCAAAGAAGGAAGAAACAGAUGGCAGCUUAG